Messenger RNA from Penicillium soppii, 1776 nucleotides. RefSeq names its product putative SIR2 family histone deacetylase (Hst4). Lineage: Eukaryota; Fungi; Ascomycota; Eurotiomycetes; Eurotiales; Aspergillaceae. Gene Ontology annotation, molecular function: histone deacetylase activity, NAD-dependent; NAD+ binding. Gene Ontology annotation, biological process: pericentric heterochromatin formation; regulation of DNA repair; negative regulation of transcription by RNA polymerase II. Gene Ontology annotation, cellular component: mating-type region heterochromatin. The coding region runs from base 1 to 1776 and encodes 591 amino acids. The record is from RefSeq and is a predicted model, not a curated record. The transcript is spliced from 2 exons.
AUGGGCUACGAUAUUGACGCUUUGUCCGAAGCCUCGGACCUGAGCUCCUUGGCUUCGGUGUCCCCCCGAUCUUCUCUGGAGCCAGAAGCGCGUUAUCCAACACCGUCAUCCCAACUUGAAGCUGAGACCGAUCACUACGCCGCUGAGGGUUCUUCUGCACGCCAAGCCCGUCCCGCAAAGAGGAGACGCAACCCCCUACCAAAGGAACGAACCACUCAGUACCUCAAUCUCUCCAAGUCUCUACAUGAGCAAUCUGAUCAGCACUAUCUACUUGUUCAAACUCUUCGCCACCAAAAAGAUGUCAUCGUCAUCGCUGGCGCCGGUAUCUCUACAUCCGCGGGCAUUCCGGAUUUCCGCUCCACAGAUGGUCUUUUUGAAACGCUAAAAAAGAAGCACAACUUGAAGGCCUCCGGCAAACUUCUCUUUGAUGCCGCUGUCUAUCAGGAUUACGCCUUGACAGCACCUUUUCACGAAAUGGUCCGGUCGCUGUCUGAAGAAGUUCAGAAAAGCAAGCCUACCGCCUUCCACAAAAUGAUCGCCCGACUAGGUACGGAAGGUCGCCUGAAACGACUUUACACCCAAAACAUCGACGGCAUCGAGACUGGGAUGAAACCACUAGCUACCGACAUUCCUCUCAACAUCAAAGGCAAUUGGCCCAUCACCAUUCAACUGCAUGGCAGUAUCGAGAAGAUGGUUUGCCAAAAAUGUCGCUUUCUAACUGACUUUAACCGUGAUAUGUUCACCGAAGCGGACCCUCCUGCGUGUGAGGAGUGUGCGAUCAACGAUGAGAACCGCCAGAUCGGUGGUCUACGGAGUCACGGAAUCGGCCGUAUGCGCCCGCGUAUUGUUCUCUACAAUGAACAUAACCCCGAUGAAGAGGCAAUCACCUCUGUGAUGAACGCAGAUAUCAAGUCUCGUCCCCGCGUCCUGAUCGUUGCCGGCACCAGCUUGAAAAUCCCGGGAGUUCGCCAGCUCGUUAAGAGAAUGUGUGCAACGAUCCGCGGUCGGAAAGACGGAGUGACCAUGUUUAUCAACAACGAACCCCCAAGCGGCAAGGAAUUUGACGACUGCUUCGAUCUGAUUGUGCAAGGAUCAUGCGACGAAGUGGCCAACCAGGCCAACCUGAAAUGCUGGGAGUCCGGCGACAACGAUCUGUGCGAAUAUGAGUCCUCGCCCGAGCCGAUGCCUCGUCUUGAAAGCUCCCUGGAGGCCCCCAAGCAGCAUCUCCCAUCUGUCUCUGUAGUUGUGACGCCAACAAAGAAACGGUCUCGUCCAGUCACUGGCCUACUUUCACCUUCCUCUGGUGCCGACGAGAAGCCAGCGAAGAAGCGCGCCACAAAGAAUAUCCAGGCCAACAAAAUGACAAAGAACCCGGCAAGCAAGGGUCGCUCUAUUGUUGAUGUCAUCAAGAACCAACCCAAGGCGCCCACCACUGCCCCCAAGGCAUCCACCACCGCGCCCAAACCCGCUGCAAAGACCGCCACCAAAUCAAAGAAGCCCGCAACCACCGCUGCCUCCGCAAGACGCAGCAAGAAAGACCCCGCUCAAGCCAAGCCCAACUCCGUUCUCACCGCAUUCAAAAACAAUCGUAUCACGAAAACCUCCGCCGCCGCCGAUCCCAACUCAAAGCCCAAAGGCAAGAUCAUGUGUCAAGUUGCGCCAGGGGAUCCAAAGAACAAUGGAACUCUGGAAAUACUCACGGCCGACUCCGAGGUCAAGCCCGAGAGAGCAGAUCUUAACCUCGACUCCAUCCCUCGAAUCGUGGCUUCUUCUUAA